Messenger RNA from Megalobrama amblycephala (Wuchang bream), 1790 nucleotides. It is a transcript of the gene rhoq, whose product is annotated as ras homolog family member Q. NCBI's taxonomy places the organism in Eukaryota, Metazoa, Chordata, Actinopteri, Cypriniformes, Xenocyprididae. Gene Ontology annotation, molecular function: GTPase activity; GTP binding. Gene Ontology annotation, biological process: small GTPase-mediated signal transduction; cortical actin cytoskeleton organization. The record is from RefSeq and is a predicted model, not a curated record.
CACUGUUAUGUUCCUGAACUUCAUGCCCUUUUAAUGUUGAAUUAGUCUCAGUCUGAGAUCCACAAGAUGCAGACUGGUAUUUGUUUAAUCAUGGCUGGUUGAUUCAGACAUUACAACCAAUCUUUAUAGUUGAUCCCUUGAUCCAGAGUUAUUACCCCGCCUAUGUCGCAAGUCAAUCCGCGUUGGGCUCAAGAGUCAAGAGGAGGUGAUACUGGGGUUGGAAAGUAGGGAAAGUGGGACAGCAGAGAGAGGGCGUAUAGUGUUGUGCACGCGCUUUUCAGGUUAAUGUCUUUCCAACGCGAAGUUUACCGCUGGCUUCCAUCUCGCGGGAGCGGCACGCGCUUGGCGUGUGCCAGUAUUUAGAGGGGGAACACCUCACUCAAUGCCAAAUUUGUGAAGCGGGGUGGAGGAAAUGGCAUUUCAGCUGUUUUUGCAGACCGAGCGCGGCGCUGCUGCUGCUGCUGCUGGUGGUGACGCCUGAAGGGAGCUCUAAGAAAGCGGGAUAUAUCUCUUAGCAGAUGAAGAUGGUGAAUUCAAGCGUUUUAUUAUCGUCAUGGCAAACGGAACCGGCAGCAUCAUGUUGAAAUGCGUGGUCGUCGGCGACGGCGCCGUUGGAAAAACUUGUCUGCUGAUGAGCUAUGCCAACGACGCCUUUCCAGAGGAAUAUGUGCCCACUGUCUUUGAUCAUUAUGCAGUGAGUGUGACCGUUGGGGGAAAACAGUACCUGCUGGGGCUGUAUGACACUGCAGGUCAGGAGGACUAUGAUCGCCUGCGACCCCUGUCCUACCCCAUGACAGAUGUCUUCCUCAUUUGCUUUUCUGUGGUGAAUCCGGCCAGCUUCCAGAACGUAAGAGAGGAGUGGGUCCCAGAGCUGCAGGAGUACGCGCCCAACGUCCCUUACCUGCUCAUUGGCACUCAGAUUGACCUGCGGGAUGACCCCAAGACUAUUGCCAAGCUGAACGACGUGAAGAAGAAGCCCAUUGUGACAGAACAGGGCCAGAAGCUAGCAAAAGAGAUUGGUGCCUGCUGUUAUGUUGAAUGCUCAGCACUGACACAGAAAGGUCUGAAAACUGUGUUCGACGAGGCCAUUAUAGCCAUUCUGGCUCCUAAGAAAGGCGCGCUCAAGCGAAGACUGGGCCCCACGCUGCAUCAACUGCUGCCUCAUCACAUGAUACACCAGCUCAGGGGCGUCCAGGUGAAAGAAGAGCAAGAACUGGCGGUGACCAAUUGACAACCAACCAGAUUACAAUCUGACUUCUGAGCUAAAGGGAGGGAGAACCAAUGGACGCAGUCACCUACAAGUGAAAUAUGAACAAUGGUGCCGUACAGUCCAAGUCAUGGGCAAAUGACAAAAAGACACUUUCUUCAGGGAGGAAAUGACACAAGAACACUAAUCAUUGAGAUGGAAUACAAGGAAAACAACAAAAUGAUUUACUGAACAUACAAGCACAGAGAAUAGACAAGUGAAAGAAAUGAAAAGAUGUCUGAAGACACCCUUUCCUAAUGAACAAUCGAACUGUAUUUCCGCGUCUGGAUCAGCGAGCACGAGUACGAAACCCAGACAAGCCUAAACAGCACAACCAAACCCAUCUGUCAUUUACAGAAGUAAGACUUUAUUCAACUUCAAAAAGGGAAACUCAGCAUCUUAAUUUGGGUUGCAAAACAGUUGCUUUUUACAAAAUGUCUCAAGUCAGUACUGGUUUUAUUUACAAGAAGGAAGAGGGGAAUUCUCAAAUAAAUAUACUGCCAUUAUGAGCAUACAACAAAUUAAAUGUCUAUUCUCAAAAAAA